CUCGUAAUUUCAUACUCGGCAGAUAAUAAACCCGGCGGUAUCGACGUCGCUCUGGGAAAAUUCUUUCGCUACGCGAGGAGCCUUCGCGGGCCAAUUUGUGGGAAUUGCGGUCUCUAAGGACCUUUGCAAGUAGGAUGCACCAGGAUAAAAUGGCCCUCGGGAUCUGCACAAUGAAUACCGUGCUUUGCUUUAUUGCAAGUACAUUUCAUCGCCUUACGACCAUUAACAAAUCCCUCGAACGGUAGAUUUUUGCGCUCGCGACUUUAUUACCUAAAAUCUGAGGUCUAAUCGGGGGAAAAAAAAAAUCUCUGAUCAUUGCACUUAAUGUCAAUUAACAUGCGGGACGAGAGGCAGUGUUUCACUCGAAGUCGGCGCCGUAAAAAACGACGAAAAAAGGAUGUUCACGUACUCGCUUAUCCUCAACCUUCGAUCCUGUCAGGUAUACACUUUACGUAAGUGCACUUUUUCUUCCCGAGCUAUCCUGAAGGCUGCAGGCUUAAAAAAAGAGGAAAAAAUAAAAAAUCGCAAUUCGAGCCUUUCGUUUCCCCGAGGUCGAAGAAACGCACUCGGUGCUUCGCCUUCGGAUCGUUUCUCGGAUUUGUUUAUUCCUCUUAUCGAUCGCCAUUCUCGCUCCCACCGGUCGCACCUGCCGCGAAUGAAGUAAUCUUUGACCGGUUCGGCAAUGGGCAAGUCAUUCCCGCGGAAGUCCGUCGAUCGCUGAGGAGCAUUAAAAGUGCCGCGAGGAGACAGGCGAGAAAUUCUCCCGAAAAAAAAGGCCGUGACAAAAAUCGGGGAGCCUUUCAAUUUCACAUCUCCCGCCAGACCAGCGAGUCGCGAAAGUGGAGGAAUUAUUAUCGCACAUAGGAGUGCAGGAACCAUUUGGAGAAGAUAACCAGUUCCGCUACCCCGUUAAAAAAGAAAAAAAAAAAAGAAGAGAAAGAUACCUUCGCAUCUCUCUUUUGGAAGCUAUACUGGGACUUGGUGUAUUUUGAUAAAUCUUCGGGAAUUUCAUUUAUAUACAUUUGUUAUCACGUUACGAGUACCGAUUCAAAAUCAAAGCUCAAAAAAUAAUCAAUUCAAAAAAGAAAAUUCUAAGCAGGGUGGCGGGGUCACAUCAUUUUUAAGACCUGGUACCAGAGGUAUAGGAAUCUUGAUAGGAGGGCCCAAUUAAAAAUUCGGAUCCGGCCAAUUUGCAUCGACGGAGUUUCUAAAAAAAAAUCGAGUGUGUGAGUGUCGAAGGGGCCCUGUUACUUAGGCUCGAAAAGGCGGGGAAACGGGGAGAAUUCGGGGAUAUCGGGGAUUCGAGAAGCUUUGAAGGCAGUCCCCUGAAACUUCCAAGGCGGCCGAGUCUGCCAGGAGUAGCGUCCGAGGCUGGUGGUGGCGCGAGGUCGCCGCGUGGUUUACAAUGACAACGGGUCUCUAAAGUGCUCCAAACGACUCUAGGACGUGACGGUGAUAGAGAACGAUUCGCCGCUCUCGGAGAGAUUAUGCCCAAUGAGGCAUCGCGGCGGGCCGCGGCGGGACGCAGCGCUGGCCCUUUACCUCAAGACGGCGCGUCCACCGCUCGCGAGUCGCCAUGAGAAAGCCGGACAUUGCCGAUCCGGACGUCACGGCAGAUCGGUCGAGAGCCGGGGAACGAGAUGAGUGCGGAAUCGCACCGAGUACCGGCGAUCGAGACGAGGGUGGGACCGCAUCGAGGAGCAGUGAUCGAGAAGAGCGCGAAACGGUACCAAGGAACCGUGAAAACGACGAUCGGCGCGGCGAAGAGGCCCUCGAGGCCAACCUCGAGGACGUCCCCCGAGUCAUAAUUGAUCCCGAACCCAGGACCGACGGAGCGGUCCAAGAAAUCGGCGAGAUGCGUGACCUGCGCCCACCCUGCGAGUCGAAGCUGCGGCAUUAUUCCCUGACGACCCUGGAGAACCGUCUCAGCACCUCCAAGGAGCCCGUCAGACUGACUCCGGUGUACCGCUCGGCAAGGUGCACCUACGGCCGCGGCGUAUCCGAAAAUGGGAUCCAGGAUGUCGAGGACGCCUGCGGGAAGAACGUGGAGAUCGACGCCGGAGAGCCGCCUCCGGUCGACGAGUCUCUGUUCUUCGAUAACCUGGAGCCUCUCAGGAGGUUCCCCAUCAGCGACCGCAGCAUCAAGCAGGCGCUCUGGUCGGCCAUCGGCGCGGUGGAGAUGAAGACGUUGCUGGACAUGGAGAGAGGAUACUUGAAGGAAGAGCCCGAUGGGAGUCUGCUGGCAGGGAGUAGCCCCAGGUUGAAGAACGUCGCCUACGUCUGGGCCUGUUUCAGGGGGCUUCCCGCGCUGCUGCCGAAGCUGGAGAAGGCUGGAGCCGACCUGCAGUACGUGGAGCCCUCGACAGGGGUCAACGCCAUCCUGGCGGCGUCUCUCUCGGGGAACCUGCCGUGUCUGGAACACCUGAUCGAGAAGGGGGCGGACGUCGACUUCGUGAAACGCAAGAGUCACUGUACGCCCUUACACUUUGCAGCGAUUGGGAACUCCGCCGAUGCCGUUGAGCUGCUGCUGGACAAGGGAGCCAAGCUGUACACGAAUUGUCAGGACGUGGAGCCGGUUCUGCACUGCGCCAUCAGAGCGAAGGCCGUCGAGGUGGUCAGGGUUCUGUUGAAACGUGGAGCCAGCGUCGCCCUGAAGAACCAGCUGGGAGAAACCCCUUUACACGUGUCCUGCUUCGUGCAGUCCGUGCAGUGCGCGGAGCUGCUGCUCAGCACCCCAGGGACCGACGUCAACGCCGUCGACAGGACUCACAGGACCCCGCUGCACUUCGCCGUGAUGAACACCAGCUCCUCCGCCGAGCUCGUCGAGCUGUUGCUGAAACAUGGGGCUUGGGUGAACUCCAGCGAUAAAAGUGGCCUUACGCCUUUACACAUUGCUGCUUUGAACGAGCAGUCUCACUGCGUGGACACCUUGAUCUGGGCCGGGGCAGACAUGAGCGCCACCACGAAUUCUGGACUCUCGGCGCUGAACGUCGUCCUCAGGAAAAUCCCCGAGUCUCUUCAGGUAUUCCGGCAGAGGCUGGACGCCUCCAUUCGCCUCAGAAGACCCGUGCCCCAUAACAGAGAGUUCGAGAUGCGGUUUCACUUUGACCUCCUCUUCCCCAGCAACAACGAGUGCGAGACCAGCUUCAUCAACACCUUCGUCCAGGAGCGGCAGAAGGACCUGCUGUCGCACCCCCUCGUGGUGGCCUUUUUGCACCUGAAGUGGGAGAAUAUCAGGAAGUUCUACCUGGCGAGGAUCCUGCUCUACGCCAUGACCGUCAUCUGCAUGACCACCUAUGUCCUCACCGCUCUGGCGUACAAGUGCUACAACCACGGCGAGGCCAACUACUCCAAGAUCUGCGGCAACAAGAGGAUGUCCGCCUUCCUCUUCAGGAAGCCCGUCAUCGAGCUCGAGUGGUACCUAUCCCUGGUCCUCACCUGCGUCACCAUACCUAGGAAGAUAUUCGGCUUCAUGGUGUACAAGUCCGCCAAGCAGUACUUCUCCAACAUCGACAACGUCCUCGACGCGAUCGUCAUCGUCAGCGUCUUCGUCACGUCCUUCGUGUACACCGGAAGGACCUACGACUGGCAGAAUUACGUCGGAGCUUUCGCGAUACUCUGCGCCUGGACCAAUCUGAUGCUGAUGGUCGGCCAGCUGCCUGCGUUUGGCACCUACGUCGCCAUGUUCACGCACAUCCAGUUCGAGUUUGCGAAACUCCUUUUGGCGUACUCCGGUCUGCUGAUCGGUUUCACCAUCAGCUUCUGCGUCAUCUUCGUCAGCGAGCCGUCCUUUGGUAAUCCCUUCACGGGUCUCAUCAAGGUCCUGGCCAUGAUGGCCGGGGAGCUGGACUUCGAGGGGCUGAUCAACCAGGCCGACCAGAACUCGGAUGGACCCCUCGUCAUCUAUCAUCCCCUGUCCGUCUGCUCGCAGAUCCUCUUCACGCUCUUCAUCGUCUUCGUCACCGUCAUCCUGAUGAAUCUCCUGGUCGGCAUUGCCGUCCACGAUAUCCAGGGUCUUCGGAAUCAUGCCGGCCUCACCAAGCUCGUUCGCCAGACCAAGUUGAUCCUCUUCACGGAGAUGGUUCUGCACAACGGGACCAUCCCCUACGCCUUCAGGAAGUGGAUGUCCGAGCACAAGAUCGACGUGGAAAAUCGGAAGAGGGUCCUCGUGGUCAAGCCCUUGAACCCUCUGGAGAAGAGGCUCCCGAAGGACAUUUUGAAGGCCGCUUACGAGAUUGCCCAGAAGAACGCUCCUCUUGUUAACGAGGACAAUAUCAGUCUCAGUGAACACGUUACCUGGAUGAAGCAGCACAGCGAGGAGAGCGUCGACGCCGAGCUGAGACUCGCCGUUGAGAAUCUGUCCUUGAAGAUGAGGACCAACGAGGACGAGAUCAAGUUCAUCAGGGAACGACUGGUCGAGACCAAUAAGAUGCUGGAGGACAUUUUGACGAGAGUCACUGGAGAUGAUAAGACUCUUAAAUGACGAGAUAUCACUGCGGAUGGUGGAACUUUAUUGAACUCUUUGCACCCUCGAGUGACGGAAUUGUAUAAUGUUCCUGAAGAGCGGGUUGAGCUGACAUGAAAUUAGGUGUAACGAUCUAAUUAUCGACCAAUUUGCAAUCAGUCGAUAUCGGUCGCAUUACGACUCUUUGAAGUGCCUCCGAUUAUUCCUUAGACUGCUGAUUACCAAGUGCCAAUACUCCCAAGAUAUUACUCUUUACUUCGAUUGUGUUAAAUUCGUCAUUUUUUGUUGUUCACUGAAUAUUCUCAAUUUUACGUAGAAGAGGUCUGAGGAGCUGUCGAUGCUUUUACUCGUGAAUGCAUUGUAAUGUCCUACUUGCGCGGUAGAACGAUCCAUUGUUGCCUUUAUGGUGUUCAGUUCAUUAGAGAAUAGAGACGUUAUUUAUGUCCUGUAAAUUAUUUAAUAUACGCGUUUACAUGAGGUGAAUCCGAUUCGUCGAAUCACUAUAUCGAGAAAUUGUCUGUUUUAUUAGAUUUAUUAUACAGAUGUUACUUUUAAUUCGAAGAUAGAUACUUAGUAGCGCUAAGAAUUUAAUUGACGUCGUCGUGUAAUUUAUCGUGAUGUAUUGUAGAUAUUGCAUGUUUUAAUGAUAUGAAUAAAAAUAUUUGUG
Orussus abietinus is the source of this 5132-nucleotide messenger RNA. RefSeq names its product transient receptor potential channel pyrexia-like. The record is from RefSeq and is a predicted model, not a curated record. The transcript has a single exon. Bases 1577 to 4483 code for a protein of 968 amino acids. Gene Ontology annotation, cellular component: membrane. Gene Ontology annotation, biological process: transmembrane transport; monoatomic ion transport. Gene Ontology annotation, molecular function: protein binding; monoatomic ion channel activity. Lineage: Eukaryota; Metazoa; Arthropoda; Insecta; Hymenoptera; Orussidae.